GCCAUCUUGCUAGCGGCCGUUCCAAUGCUCGCGUCUCGUGCCACAAAUCGCUCUUAAUUCGCACUAAUUACCCAUAAAAACACCAGAAAAACAACAAUAAACAGUGCUAAAACACCUCAAGACCCCCAAAAGGACGAAACACCGAACGUUGUUGACAUAAAUUGUGUGUUGUUGAUAUAUAUGUGUGCAUUCAACAUUUUCAACUGUCUAGGUGAGUAGUCAGUGGUCUUUGUGCGCGACAAUUAUCAUUCUGAUCGAUUCGGCGCGGGGGUGUGCACUCCGAGUUCGUUUUAUAUCUUUUGUUGUUUUGUAACGGUCUGAAAUCAAUAAUUUUAGUGGUGAGGACUCUAGUUGACCCGUGCGGACUGACGUGAGUGUGCGUUGACUUAUUUAUCGCGUUUCAAUUGAGAUUAUUUCUCACCGUGUGAAAGUACAAACUGUGCCUGUGUUUCAACGUUUUGAUACGUGUGAUCGUCGCUGCCAGCCACUUGUAUGUACAAAAUUGGAGGCGCUAUGCGCUAGUGCAGUGAAGUGUGAGUGCAGUGACCAGUGAAGUGACAUGAAGUGACACGAUGCGUGACAGUGACCGAGUGGCGGCCCGGCUCGUGAGCUCCUGAAUGAUAGCUACGGAUAACGGCGUGGUAUGGACAAGGAGAAUGGCGAAGGCGCCGAGGCUGCCGGCAAGCCGCCGGCCCCCGACCAGCUGCUGGACGCGGCUGGACUCUUUGGGGCAUACUGGGGCCGAGACGGCGGCGGUGGCGGGAGCGCGGCGGCGCAGGCCCAAGCGCAGGCGCAAGCGGCGUUAUUCGGCUUCGGUGGCCGCUACCCGCCGCCCACCACCCUCGGGGUCGCCGCCAACCAGGCUGCUUCCCUGGGACUCCACCCUGCUGCCAGCGCAGCAUGGUGGUCCAUGGCCUCCCACCUAGCAGCGCAGGACUACCUGGCCCGGCUGCAGGCAUCUGGCCUGAACUUCCCACCGCUAGCCGACCCCUACUCCGCGCUGUCGGCGCUGUCGGCCGCUGGACUGAAGCAGCCGAAGACGCAGCAGAAGCAACCUGGAAGGAAUGAGAGGUCAGGCCGCAGCAGCACAUCAUCCAGCACGUCCACCAAGGACAAGAGUCCUUCCACGAGCACCUCCAACUCGCAGCCGAAUAUGAGUGAGUGGGGGUCAAGUUACGGCUUCCCAAAGACCUCGUCUCCAUCCACGAUGCACUCGCAAGCUUCGUUAUCAAGUCUGGCGUCUCUCAACAGCCUGGUCUCAGCUCCUCAUCAGUCUAAGUCGAGCAGCAAGCAGCCUUCCGCGCCUUCUCAGUCAAGUCGGAAGCCAUCUUCCUCGUCAUCUUCCAAAGGCAAGGAGCGGGACCUGGCGCUGCUCCGCGGCGAUCUUAUGCUGGCACAGGCAGCGGCGCAUGGCGCUUACCACGCGGCUGUCGCGGCCGCUGCUAAGGGGAAGAAUAUGUCUCCGCUAUACCCCUUCGGCAUGCCAGGGUCCGAUAAAGACCGCCACGGCGGCAUCGACUCGCUUACCGGCCUGCCGCACACCAUACUAAGUGCUGCUUUGGAAGGCGGUGAUCCAUCUUCAGUGCUGGGCGGAGUGAGACUGCCUCCCGACACUGAGAUCAUCAAGUACACUUCCUCACUGGCGGGGCCUAAGGUGCCGCCCGGUUCUACGAAUAGAGGGAGAAAGAAGACAAUAUCCUUAGACCCACCACAGGUUUCUGUGCAUCCCUCGUCUGCCGACCGAAGCACCCCUGUCCCUAGCAAGAGGCAGAAAGUGACAAUAUCCUUAGACCCACCACAGGUCUCCGUGCAUCCCUCGUCUGCCGACCGAAGCACCCCUGUCCCUAGCAAGAGGCAGAAAGUGGAUGACUACGGCAACUCGCGGUCGUCGGUGGAAGUGAUCCGACUGCCGAACAAACCGGACCGGGGCAAUUCUUUGUCGGGAACGCCGCCGCCGAAUCUGUCGGAUUAUGCGGGCAUCUCCCGCGAGCUACUUCAAACCAUUGCAAGCCAGAGCGGCGUCAGUUUGGCUGCGUUGGAGCGACAACUGGCCGGCUCUGCCAGUGCCGCUGAUUCGGGCCUAAACCUCAGCACAAAAUCGAACUCAGACGACACGCCCCUAGACUUGGGUCUAAAGCAGUCUAUGGACGAGGAUGCGCCCCUCAACCUGUCUCUUAAACCUACGCCACCCACUGCACACGCGUCCGAUGCGCUAUCGCGGCUGACGUCACUCAGCAGUUCGCUCAACGCUUCUGGCAACGAUAGGAUAUCUCGACGAAAGCCAGGUGCAAAGCCAAGGCGUGUGGUGCCUGAACUAAACUCGCAAGUGGCGGACCUACCGAGACCUAAAUCAAGCGGCAGCGAGGACAGUGAAUCUGUCCCCGCAUGGCCCACGCGGGAAGGCAGGCCUCGCAACCUAGGCCGCGGGGUCAGCAAGCCCAAGAAGAAUACUGUAGCCUCUCUCCUGGCCCAGAGCCGGGCCUUAGGCCUCAGGCCGGCCUUGGCCCAGCAACUGCUGGGAGAGACUGACUUGGAGAAGCUGAAAGCGUUGCUAGGCGAGACUGCGAGCACGGACUCCGAGUGUCCGUCCGACAGCUGUCCGUCAGACUCCGACGCCAGCGACACCAGCCGCCGCUCCAACGACGCGCAGCUGCGGUUGCCGCUUGCACUAGGUUGGAAGAGGGUGACGGUGAUCAAGGGCCUGUCGCGCUCCUGCAGCAUCAAGGGCGACGUGAGCUACUCGCCGCCCGAGCCGCACGCCGCCGCCGCCAUCAAGAGCAUGCACGAGCUGCAGGCGAACAUUCUAGAAAAACAAACGACGUUCGUCCGCCCGAUCAACGGACAAAAGACGUGCGGCGCUUUCGCGAAGAUUCCAAAAAAACAGAUGACGUUCGCCCGCCCUAUCAACGGGCAAAAGACGUGCUGGAAGAGGGUGACGGUGAUCAAGGGCCUGUCGCGCUCCUGCAGCAUCAAGGGCGACGUGAGCUACUCGCCGCCCGAGCCGCACGCCGCCGCCGCCAUCAAGAGCAUGCACGAGCUGCAGGCGACGCGCGUCGCUUUCGCGAAGAUUCUAGAGAAACAAACGACGUUCGCCACCCUCUCGCUUAGCGGGCGAGACGUGCGGCGCUUUCGCGAAGAUACUGGAAAAACAAGCUGGAGGGUGACGGUGAUCAAGGGCCUGUCGCGCUCCUGCAGCAUCAAGGGCGACGUGAGCUACUCGCCGCCCGAGCCGCACGCCGCCGCCGCCAUCAAGAGCAUGCACGAGCUGCAGGCGUUCCUGGAGUCGAACCCGUGCCCCGCGCUGUCGGCCGACUGCUUCAGCUUCAGCGCGCGCACAGUGUUGGGAGAAUACGUGCAACCGGCUGCAGAGCUUGCUGAACCGCUUGUGUUUAACGAGCAGGAGAUCACUAAGAGUGAGAGGUCUACGGCUACGUCUUCAGGCCCGUGGUCACUAGAGAACGUGUCUGCCCCUACGGCCGUCAGUCCUACGAGCUAUGUAUCAGCUGACUGCUUCAGCUUCAGCGCGCGCACAGUGUUGGGAGAGUACGUGCAACCGGCUGCUGAGCUUGCUGAGCCGCUGGUGUUUAACGAGCAGGAGAUCACUAAGAGUGAGAGGUCUACGGCUACGUCUUCAGGCGCGUGGUCACUAGAGAACGUGUCUGCCCCGACGACCAUCAGUCCUACGAGCUAUGUAUCAGCUGACUGCUUCAGCUUCAGUGCGUGCACCGUGCUAGAAGAGUACGUGCAACCGGCAGCCGAGCUUGCUGAGCCGCUGGUGUUUAACGAGCAGGAGAUCACUAAGAGGUUGGAAGAAGCGCGGGCCCUCGCAGCGUUGGCAGGCCCUCGACCAACUCCUCCACCAGUGGACCGCCGCAUCGAGUUAGCGCGGCGCCAACAAGCUGCCAGGGACGCGCGCCGCGACGCCACCCACAACGCAGUGGACCGCUCCCACGAUCAUAUGAUGCUUGAAUCUCCAGUGAGCGACCAGAUAUCCCACAGUGAAGCAGUACAACGCGCUGACGGGAGAAGGCUGGAAGAAGAGCGGGCCCUCGCAGCGUUGGCGGGUCCUCGACCAACACCACCACCAGUAGACCGCCGCAUCGAGUUAGCGCGGCGCCAACAAGCUGCCAGGGACGCGCGCCGCGACGCCAGUCUCCGUUCGCGCGACCAGGCUCGUCUAGUCAGAGAGUUAGAGAGAAACGAAAAGGCAGAGAUGGCGAAACGGGAGAAGGAAGCUAGGAGUCAACAGUUACUUGAGGCUAAGCGAAAAAAGCAGGAAGAAAUCGAGAAGCAGAAGAUUGAGGAGCAAGCUAAAAGGCAGCAGGAGAGAGAAUUGAAGAGACAACAGGCUAUCCUACUAAAAGAACAGAAUGCCACAUCACGGGUGCAGCAAAAGUAUAUAACUGAGGAACGUGAAAGAAGACGGCAGCACACGACGUUCAUCCGCCAACUGGACUCUAGAAAGAGAUGGGAGGAUAAGGAAAGGAGAAAGCACCAGAACCUUCUGGACAGACUGCUGGUCAAAGAAAAGAAGCUGCAGCAGAGAAGGAAGGAGAUGGAGCUAUUGGCUGAGUUGAGACGGCCGCAAGAGGACUCAUCCCUCUCUGACAAGAAACCUCUGCCGACCCUCGCGCGGAUCCCCGGCCUCAAGCUUCCGGGGCAGGCUUUCGCGGACAUACUUCAAGUGUACGAGUUCAUACACAACUUUGGGCAGACUCUAGGAUUUGACGUAGACAACAUCCCGACUCUCAACACUUUCCAACUGGCCCUAUUGCCGGACUGCUCUGUUGAUGCAGAAGAAGAACUAGUGCAGGUUCUGACCCAGCUACUGGUUUGUGCCAUUGAGGACCCGGGCAUCCCGCACCCAGGUCGGCACACAACACUUCUAGGCCACGCUAUCCGUAUGGGUGACAUCACGCCUGCCAAUCUAAGUGAGGUGCUGCGGAUAUACCUGUAUGCAAACGCUACUGGGGAAAUCAAGGCGCUCACUGGGCUAACCGCAGAGCGUGAGCGCGAGCGCCGCGUAGCAGACCACCAUCAAAGCGACGCAGAAAUGCAACAUGCGUGCGCGCACUCUAAGAACGCGGCCUACUACGAGCAGUUACACGCCAACCAGACUUACAAGCUGUCCGAGGCCCUCCGUGACCAGCCAUUCCUAGCCCUGAACGCGACGACCAAGGCCAAGAUAUUGGCCUUCAUCUGCAACGAGCUGUUACAAAACAAAGCAGUGUUGCGGCAGAUCGACCAGUCUUUGGAGAACUUGAACCAGCUCAAGAAAGAGCGGUAUUUGAUGGAUAUGAAGAUCAGGAAAGUGCGAGUCCUCCACCAACGGAAAAUGCGCGCAGAACAGACUGAGAAGCAGCAAGCGCUAGCCUUGGAGCGCAUGCAGCGAUUGGUUGAGGAGAGCGCCGCUACGCGCAGCACUUCGCCGCCGCCUACAGACGAAGAACAACCACCAUCAGAAAAAAGCACACCCAAGAAACCAGACUCGCCCCAUCCUGAAGACGAAAAACCACCCUCCCCAUACAAAGAGCCGGAGGAGAGUGACAAGGAACUCUCACCCCUAAAGGACUUAUCAAAUAACAUGAAAAGCAAGGAGAUUCUGAAUAACAAUAAGGAGGAAUGUUCCCCGGCAGAUAAUUCUAAGUUGGAUAAGGACAGCGUUAUGGGAGACUGUGAUGCGAUAUUGAGCGAUUUGGAGAGCGAAGGCACUCAACCAGAGGAGGACGAAGACAAGAAUCUAUCUUCGGAAGAGCUAGCUCGCAAGUUAGAGAAACUGACGCGUCAGUCCGAACAACAGUUACAAUCUCUCGCUGCCGGCUCACACGCUCUACGUGCCACGUGCUAUGGCCAGGACAGGUACUGGCGCCGCUACUGGUCGCUCGGCAAGUGCGGCGGCGUGUUCGUAGAGGCGCUGGAGUCGGCGCAGCCCGAGACCAUGGCCUACCACCAGGCGCUGGAGGCCGCGCAGGCCCGCGCGCGCGCGCCCAUAGCCGCCCGGAGGAAGAAGAGAGGCAGUUGGAGCCUGUUGAAGCGAGUCAGCAAGCGCGGCGUGUCGGUGGAGGCGCUGGAGUCGGCGCAGCCCGAGACCAUGGCCUACCACCAGGCGCUGGAGGCCGCGCAGGCCCGCGCGCGCGCGCCCCAAGCCGCCCGGAGGAAGAAGAGAGUCAGCAAGCGCGGCGUGUCGGUGGAGGCGCUGGAGUCGGCGCAGCCCGAGACCAUGGCCUACCACCAGGCGCUGGAGGCCGCGCAGGCCCGCGCGCGCGCGCCCCCAGCCGCCCGGAGGAAGAAGAGAGGUAUUCGCGGCGUGUUGGUGGAGGCGCUGGAGUCGGCGCAGCCCGAGACCAUGGCCUACCACCAGGCGCUGGAGGCCGCGCAGGCCCGCGCGCGCCCGCCGCAAGCCGCCCGGAGGAAGAAGAGAGGUAGGAGUCCUUUAAUGGUCGCUUACAGGUCUCAUAAGAAGACUCAAGGUCACCCGAAGGUCGCUAACUAUAGGCCUGAAGGCUCAAAGUCACCCAAAGGGCAAUGGAGCGUGCUAUACUCGGAGAUUCCCUACCGAGUCAGCAAGCGCGGCGUGUCGGUGGAGGCGCUGGAGUCGGCGCAGCCCGAGACCAUGGCCUACCACCAGGCGCUGGAGGCCGCGCAGGCCCGCGCGCGCGCGCCCCAAGCCGCCCGGAGGAAGAAGAGAGUCAGCAAGCGCGGCGUGUCGGUGGAGGCGCUGGAGUCGGCGCAGCCCGAGACCAUGGCCUACCACCAGGCGCUGGAGGCCGCGCAGGCCCGCGCGCGCGCGCCCCCAGCCGCCCGGAGGAAGAAGAGAGGUAUUCGCGGCGUGUUGGUGGAGGCGCUGGAGUCGGCGCAGCCCGAGACCAUGGCCUACCACCAGGCGCUGGAGGCCGCGCAGGCCCGCGCGCGCCCGCCGCAAGCCGCCCGGAGGAAGAAGAGAGGUAGGAGUCCUUUAAUGGUCGCUUACAGGUCUCAUAAGAAGACUCAAGGUCACCCGAAGGUCGCUAACUAUAGGCCUGAAGGCUCAAAGUCACCCAAAGGGCAAUGGAGCGUGCUAUACUCGGAGAUUCCCUACCGAGUCAGCAAGCGCGGCGUGUCGGUGGAGGCGCUGGAGUCGGCGCAGCCCGAGACCAUGGCCUACCACCAGGCGCUGGAGGCCGCGCAGGCCCGCGCGCGCGCGCCCCAAGCCGCCCGGAGGAAGAAGAGAGUCAGCAAGCGCGGCGUGUCGGUGGAGGCGCUGGAGUCGGCGCAGCCCGAGACCAUGGCCUACCACCAGGCGCUGGAGGCCGCGCAGGCCCGCGCGCGCGCGCCCAUAGCCGCCCGGAGGAAGAAGAGAGGUGGGUGGUUUAAUCGAGUCAGCAAGCGCGGCGUGUCGGUGGAGGCGCUGGAGUCGGCGCAGCCCGAGACCAUGGCCUACCACCAGGCGCUGGAGGCCGCGCAGGCCCGCGCGCGCGCGCCGCAAGCCGCCCGGAGGAAGAAGAGAGGUCGAGAAAAGAAAGAGCCCGCGCCGUCCGACGCUGAACGCCUCGACUCAGAAACCGAGAUGCUGAAAGAAGAAGCUCUCAAGAGUGAGAUGGAACUCAAGAGCAUCAAGUCGGAACUCAACCUCAGCGAUCACACCCAGAUCAUCAAGUACGAGCCGAAUGUCAAACAUGGCGCUUGUAAGGUCGAAGGUUCAUCGAUAAAAAUGGAAGAGAAAUACAUCCAGCAGAAACAGAACAACGAAGAGGAAGACAUGCUCGACAUAGAAGAUUCCAUUCCCACCGCGUUCCUAGUCCAAAAACCAACUCACAAGCCCAUGUAUGCUGCCCAAGCGGAGCCGGUGGACAAACCGCAGGAAAUCGUCAAAGUGGAAAACCUGGUCAAAAAGGAAGAAACAGAACCGGAAGAACCGAAAGAUCAACUCGUAAAUAACCUUGAAGAGCUCCGCAAGAUGGCCGAAGCAGUUUCGUCCCAACUAGACGCGGCUAAAAAGGCCGAAGCCGAAGUCAAAGACGAAAAAGAGCCGAUAGAAGUCAAAAAAGAAGUGAUGGAACCUGAUUCUGCGCACGGGCAUUUAUACACCCGAAUGUUAGAAGGCAAAUGGUUCUCUAUUCUAAGGCAUGAGAGCUCAUUCUUGAAUAACAUAAACGAGUCCGAUAAAGCCGAUUUACCUACAUACUGCGACAAUGAGCAUACUUGUGCAGAAGUGGUGUUAUGCCAAGGGCACAAAUGGGAUGUAUCAAAUAAUUUACAUUUAUUGAAUGAUCCGAGCCUGUUUACGUUGAAUAGUAUGGUGACUAGUGUGCAAGUGCCGUCUAAUAAUGUCUACGCGGAUUCUAGUUUGACUAUGUCUGGUCUGGAUCAAGAUAUGAUGGACGCUAGUAUAAACAAAGACGUGUCUAUGCAAGAGGAGGCAGAAGAAGAGAGUAAGGAACAGGACAACGACCUGGAAAAGGAGCUCCAAGCCGACGCCAUCAAACACGACCUGGCCACCCAAAAGGCCAAAGCUAACAGCCUCACCAGUCUAGGACUCCUCAACUUUAACGCGCUGUCAACUUAUGUCACCUGUGACAGUCCGCCGCCGCUGCAAAUGUCACCCGAUGAGUUGCAACAGCUGGAAUGCUGCAAGAAGCAAGGACUACCGGCUAGAGUAAAAGGCAACUUUGUGCCUAAGGAGUUAAGACACGGCUGGUGGCGGAUCACAGAUCCGGACCAGCUGAAGGAGUUGAUGGAUUCUUUACAUCCGCGAGGAGUAAGGGAGCGGGAGCUACACGCGGCUUUCGUUCAGCAUCUGCCCACUGUUAACAACAAGAUCUACAUAGACAAAGGCGAUAUCCUGUCCACCGAACUGACGGUGUCCCACCUGGACCGAGUGAUCGCUCACGCGAGCGGCGCGCCCAGCCCCGACGCUGCCGGUUCAUACUCCGCUAGCGCCGCGCGACGCGUUGCUAUGCAGCUGUUACUUGCCGUGGAACAACUAGAAGAGCGGGUCUGUGCAGCUUCCAUGCAGACCAAAGGUUGGCGCCCCUCGCGACUCUCUCCGCCAUCAGACGCCAGCGGCGCCGAACUAGUGGCGCGCGCUCGACACCGGUUAGCAGCUGUUGAGGCACACAUAGAGCGCCGGUACCUUAAGCCGCCGCUGGUGCAAAGGUAUGCUAGCAUAGCGUUACAACUAGUGGCGCGCGCUCGACACCGCUUGGCAGCGGUUGAGGCACACAUAGAGCGCCGGUACCUUAAGCCGCCGCUGGUGCAAAGUACUUCUGAGGCGGCGAUUGGCGCGGCGUUGCAAGGAGAACACGGUAACGCUUCAGCGCCAUCGCCACAGAACUCCGACAGUGCGAGCGAGACGAAAGAAACAAAAGGCAUCGCCCGCGGUUUAGCUACGUGGCGAGAAGCAGUGGCCCGCUGCAACACUUCAGCACAGCUUGCCAUGCUGCUGCAAGCGCUAGAAAGCGCUGUGGCCUGGGACAAAAGCAUCAUGAAGGCGAACUGCCAGUUCUGCCUGAGCGGCGACAACGAGGACCAGUUACUACUCUGCGAUGGCUGCGACAAGGGCUACCAUACCUACUGCUUCAAGCCUCGCAUGGACAAGAUACCUGAGGGCGACUGGUACUGCUGGGAGUGCGUGAACAAAGCGCGCGGUGAACGCGUGUGCAUCGUCUGCGGCGGCGCUUCUAGCGGUCGCACCAUCCCCUGUGCAUUAUGUUCAAGAGCGUACCACCAGGACUGCCACUACCCACCGCUGGGCAAGAAUCCCCGCGGCAAAUGGUACUGUUCGCAGUGCAUAUCGCGCGCGCCGCCCAAGAAGCCGCGCAACACCAAGAAGCGCGACAGCAAGCAGCGCGACAACAGCGCCUCGCUCGACCUCGACCAGGCCAUGGUGCCGAGCCCGGCCCCUUCCCACGCGUCUACAUCAACCACGGCAGAAGAAUGCUCGGCGAGCGCUCUGCACACGCCAGAGAAAGCUGAGUGCGCUGACAAGCUUGACGAAACGCUGGCAGAGCCCGAGAACGGACUUAACCAUCACCCAGCGCCGCCGGACUUCGACGAAGGCCCGCCGGAAAAGCGGCGCGCGCUGCAAUACGUCGGCGGCAACGGCGCCAUACAACACGAUGACUUGGAACAACACAUUGAUGCUGAAGACCAAGACACAGAAAACGUGCCGCUAGUAUCGCGGGCGAAGAAAGAGAAGAACACCGCCAAGAAACUGCACAAGGAUCUACAGUUCUGCAAGAGUCUCCUCUGCGACAUGGAGUGCCACGAGCACGCGUGGCCGUUCCUGAUCCCGGUCAACACCAAACAGUUCCCGCAGUACAAAAAGGUCAUCAAGUGCCCCAUGGACCUCUCCACGAUUAAGAGGAAACUGCAGGAGGGCAGCUACAAAUGCAAGGAAGAAUUCGCUUCCGACGUCCGCCUAAUAUUCAGCAACUGCGAAGUUUUCAACGAAGACGACAGUCCCGUGGGCCGCGCGGGACACAACAUGAGGCAGUUCUUUGAGCAGCGCUGGCAGUAGACGCGACAACCCUGCGCGAUAUGUGACAACCCUGCGUGAUAUGUGACAACCCUACGUGAUAUGUGACAAACCUGCGUGAUAUGUGACAACUUCGCAUGAUAUAUGACAGCCUUACGUGAUAUACACUUUGACAACUUUACGUGGCAUCUGUGUGACAGCCCUGCUUGAUGCACACUUGAAGGCAUAACCCUGGACAGAGGCAAACUUCGCACAACCCUGAAGGCAAGCUAUUUCCCACAAAACCUUACGCCUGUAUUCACAAACGAUGCUUGCUUCAGUGAAGCAGCAAAUCGAACGCACAGCGUUGAAUAGAGCGUCCCUGUCACCUUGUACGUCCACGCGCACUGUGAGACCUCAGUAAUGUUUGUGAAUACGGGCGUAACAAAUUCAAGCACACUUUUCUAGACCUUAAGACCAAACAGCGGUAGUCCAAUUUACGGCUUAGGUUAGGGUUAAGGUU
Messenger RNA from Ostrinia nubilalis (European corn borer), 10958 nucleotides. RefSeq lists its product as uncharacterized. Bases 644 to 10498 code for a protein of 3284 amino acids. The transcript has 72 exons. Gene Ontology annotation, molecular function: protein binding; DNA binding. Gene Ontology annotation, cellular component: chromatin. The record is from RefSeq and is a predicted model, not a curated record. NCBI's taxonomy places the organism in Eukaryota, Metazoa, Arthropoda, Insecta, Lepidoptera, Crambidae.